UGUUCACACCAAUAAAGACGUUGAACACAUGCACUCUAUCAUGAAUACGCGGCCCUCCUUUACAGCUUUUAAACAAAUUUAUGGUACAAUCUGGCCUGUCAUUUUCUCCUUCCUCCAUUCUCUUGCAGAUCAGUAGAAGCACAUAGAUUCAAGCAAUCUUGUUCCUUCCAAGGAUCUGCGAAUCCAUUAGCAACGAAAUGUGCUUUUUGAACCAGUUUUUAACUUCAGAUCGAUCCAUCAUUUGCCCUUCUAUUCCGGUGUAGCAGUCCCGGAAAUUCUAUCUUAGAGGCCAUAUAGCAAAAUACAAAGAAACAGUUCACUCGAAAACCCGGAAAUUCUUGUAAAGAAACCAAGUCCAGGGAAUUGGUGAAGUCGAUUAUGGGUCGGUUUCAGAUUAGAGCCUUGUGUUUCUGUCUCCUCCUCCUACUUGUGUUCAAAACCUGCAUAGCCGACGAACAACACAAAGAUCGAAUCUUUCCCGGGUUCCAGGCAUCUCAGGUGGACUGGAGUGAUCAUGUGGGGCUGUUCCUGCUAUCGAACAACUCGGCGUUCGCCUUAGGGUUCUACCAAGCCCUGGAUGUCAAGUUGUAUUUACUUGUGAUUAUUCACUUGGGUACUGGUAAAGUGGUCUGGACUGCUAACAGAGGCAAACUGAUUUCCAAGUCCGAUAAGUUCGUUUUUGAUAAAAAUGGGAGUGCCUACUUGACAGGCAGUGAUAGCGUGGCCUGGUCUACAAACACAACAGGACAGGUAGCUUCAGCCAUGGAAUUGCAGGAUUCUGGAAACCUGGUGUUGCUUGGAUACAAAGGAAGCAUUCUUUGGCAGAGUUUUAGCCAUCCCACGGACACUCUCUUACCUGGCCAGGAGUUCUUGCAAGGAAUGCAGCUCAAAAGUUUUCGCAAUCCCAAUAACGUGUUUCACUAUCUUGAAAUUCAGUCAGGGGAUCUGGUCUUGUAUACAGGAUACGAACCUCCUCAAAUCUAUUGGUCCUCGGCGAUUGACAGCAGGAUGAGCAACAACAAUGUCAUUGGCAAUAUUCACUCUUUGUCUCUGGCGUCCAAUGCGUUGAAUUUCUAUGAUGCAAAUAAAUCCUUGCUUUGGCAAUUUGUCUUCUCUGAUAACAAGGACCCGAAUGCAUUCUGGUCUGCGGCUUUAGGAGCUGACGCCGUGAUCUCCUUUUACGACCUUCAGAAGGGAAAGUCUGUUACUUCUGAAGCAACUAAGAUCCCGCAAAAUUCAUGCAGCACUCCUGAGCCUUGUGCCCCUUAUUUUGUGUGCUACUUUGACAAUUGGUGCCAAUGUCCUUCGCUUCUCACUUCCCGCUUUAAUUGCAGACCUCAAGCACUCCCAACUUGUAAUAGCUCCAGAAGCUCAACGGAGCUUUUAUAUGUUGGUGAGAAGCUUGAUUACUUUGCCCUUCAGUUUACCAAACCCUCCCUGCUGAAAUCCAAUCAGAGUUCCUGCAAAGAAGCUUGCAUGAGCAAUUGUUCUUGCCUUGCGCUCUUCUUUGAAAGCAGCUCUGGACAUUGUUAUAUGUUUGACCGGGUAGGGAGUUUUGAACGCUCCGGUGCAAAUUCUACCGGGUACAUCUCUUUCAUGAAGAUUUUAAGUGAUGGAGGAAUCAAUGCCGGACAAGGAAAUGGAAACAGAAGCAAACACAUCUUGUUAAUCAUGGUCAUUUUGAUUGCAACAAUUUUUGUUAUUGCUGGUCUAGUUUAUAUGGGAUUCCUGUACUACCGCAGGAAGAGACUACUUGAUUAUUCUCAAGAAAUCUUGGAAGAGGAUAAGUUCUUGGACAGUCUUUCUGGGAUGCCUAUUCGCUUCAAGUACGGUGAUCUUAGCAGAGCAACUAAAAACUUCUCCAACAAAAUUGGCCAAGGAGGGUUUGGUUCAGUCUACAUAGGCCAGCUCCCAGACGGCAUCCAACUGGCUGUGAAAAAACUGGAGGGCGUUGGCCAGGGGAAGAAAGAGUUUAGAGCUGAGGUCACUAUUAUUGGGAAAAUUCGUCACGUCCAUCUGGUCAAGCUCAGAGGUUUCUGUGCAGAAGGGCCUCACCGGCUUCUUGUUUAUGAGUACAUGGGAAAAGGGUCUUUAGAUAAGUGGAUAUUCAAUACCAACAAAAAGGAGGCCGUCUUGGAUUGGAACACAAGAUUCAAUAUUGCACUGGGCACUGCAAAGGGGUUGGCGUAUCUACAUGAAGAAUGUGAAGAGAAGAUUGUCCACUGCGAUAUAAAACCCGAAAAUGUUCUUCUUGAUGACAAUUUUGUUGCCAAAGUUUCAGAUUUUGGUUUGGCAAAGAUGAUGAACCGGGAGGAAAACCUUGUACAUACAACGGUGAGGGGUACAAGAGGGUACCUAGCUCCGGAAUGGGUUACCAAUCAUGCCAUAUCAGAGAAGAGUGAUGUGUACAGUUACGGCAUGGUGUUGCUUGAGAUCAUUGGUGGGAAGAGGAAUUUUGAUCCAGUGAACAGUUCUGAGAAAGGUCACUUUCCUUCUUAUGCAUUUAAGCUGUUGGAAGAGGGAAAUCUGAAACAAUUGCUCGAUCCGAAGCUAGAUGUUGAUGAAAAUGAUGAAAGGGUUGUGACUGCAAUCAAUGUUGCAUUGUGGUGCAUUCAAGAUGAGAUGCAUAUGAGGCCUCCGAUGACGAAAGUAGUCCAAAUGCUUGAAGAUCUUUCUGCUUUACCACCACCACAGAUUUCCUCCUCCUCUCUGUCAGGUCGUCAUGUGAGUUUCUUACAAUGGAGCGGCAAGGAACCUAGUUCGUCGUCAGGACUCACUAAUUACAACAGUGAUAGAUUCCUAUCGGACAUUCAACUUUCGGGGCCAAGAUGAUGGAAGCAAGUUAUAUAAAUUGUGAUGUACCUGUGGCGGUUUAGUUUCAAGGAUAAAAGGUAUAGUGUAUCAACCUUUGUAUGGUCAGUUAAAAUUCUGAAGCCAAUGUAUGUUCCCGUAUCGUUUUAUACACCCUAAACCCUAAACUCAAAACCCUUUAAGCUGUGUGAAAGCAGUCGAAAGCAGCCUUUUUCCGAAACCCUGCAAUCCAUGCCUCUAAUGAGAGCUGAGGCUUAUUGGAAAGAAGAGAGACCAACCAAUCUACAGAA
Molecule: messenger RNA, 3101 nt
Organism: Pyrus x bretschneideri (Chinese white pear)
Lineage: Eukaryota; Viridiplantae; Streptophyta; Magnoliopsida; Rosales; Rosaceae
Product: G-type lectin S-receptor-like serine/threonine-protein kinase SD2-5
Biological process (GO): protein phosphorylation
Molecular function (GO): ATP binding; protein serine/threonine kinase activity
Source: RefSeq, a predicted model, not a curated record